AUGCAUGUAGUUUUUUGGGUACUCAUUUUUGCACCUUUGGCUCACAGUGUGGUUCCCUCCAUACAUCGAUUUCAGGUAGAAGAAAACACUCCUUCUGGAUUUGUAAUUGGACAGCUACCCGUAAAGCAGCGAAGUGCUUUCACUAGUCUUGCAAGAAAACCCAUUUCCGAAUACAUUUUUAUUCAUCCUACGAAUGGCAGUGUAAUAACCACACAACGGGUCGACAGAGAAGAUAUCUGUAAAACUGAUGGAACAGUCAAUAUUUCAUUCAGUUCACAACAUUCCAAUAGUCCAAGCUGUGACGUUACGUUCUUGGUCCACAUUACUAUAAAUGAAGAGAGUUUACUGGAGACUAUCUGCGUGACAAUCUUUGAUGUAAAUGAUAAUCCUCCCGUUUUUGAGCCACCGACAAUCACCAUUUCCGUUCCAGAAUCAUCUCCAACCGGGACUAUGUUUUACAUGCCCCCUGCACAGGACGCAGACUUGGGAAAAAAUAGCAUAAACGGCUAUCACCUCACUCGUAUACAUGCUGACAUUAAUCCACAGACAUGUUCUUCGCAUACGGUGGGUGAUGACGACAUCUUCUCCCUAGUUAUUUCAGCAGAUAAUGCUCCUCAACUACGGCAAAUCAAGGAACUCGACUACGAAAUGUUUCGCCGACUGUUUUACUGUCUUUACGCUUAUGAUGGGGAAGGCUUGACAGUGGCAUUGCUUGUAACAGUCGAAAUUCAAGAUGUAAACGACAAUAGUCCUCAGUGGAUUGGUCUGCCGUACCAAGUUCGUUUACCAGAAUGCGCCCAAGAAUACCGACAACCCAUGUGGAAGACAAAUGACGAGUUGGGUAAUUUCUUGCGUGUUAAAGGCUACGCUUAUGAUGCCCCAGUACGGUUUCUAAUUCAAGUAGUUGCUAUAGACGCAGACAGCAAGGAUAAUGGAAUGAUACAGUUUAGCAUUGCGCAAACGAGAUCUGCCACUGAAAACAACCAUAAGGCAAUAGUGUACCUGGAUAAGGUAUACCUUAUCGGACACCUAGAUUAUGAAGCCACACCGAAAUUCUUCAUUCCUAUUGAGGCCAAAGAUGGAGGUGGAUUAACUAAUGUGACAAACAUCGAAGUUAAUCUGGAAGAUUGUAAUGAUAAUAAGCCAGAGAUAAGUGUUACAACACUCAGCCCACUACCUGCGAGAAACUCACCUGAUUGGAGAUACAGUAAACAAGCAGAUAUUUGGAUUCCCGAAGAGGACGAAAAAGAGAUUAAACUAGCCACGGUUACAGUAACCGACGCUGACACGGGAGAGAACGCAGCUGUUAGCUGUGAUGUUGAAUGGAACAACAUAAUAGGAGCUAAUCCUUUCCACCUGGUUUCAUUAAAACCGCCUAUUACAGCUAUCAAGGUUCCCGUGGUUUUUACGCUUAUUAAACGAAGUGGUGUGAAACUGGAUCGUGAGGCUGCUCCAAAUGUCCAAGUGACAAUUAUUUGUGCUGAUCGCGGUCGUCCACAGAUCAAUGUUGCUCGACAAACAUUUAAUAUUGGAAUUCUGGAUAUAAAUGAUAACGCGCCGAAAUUCCAAAAUGUUCGUAACAUCGAUGUGAAGGAAAACGAACCAAACGGUGCGCUAGUCGGCUAUGUUCUAGCCCAUGAUAGUGACUUGGGCAGAAAUUCUGACUUGAAAUAUUCCAUUAUAAGCUGUGAGCAGCAAAAUGUGACCCUACUGUUCAUGAUUGAUGAUCGAACUGGAAAGAUCACUACUCUACGUUCCUUGGACAGAGAGACAAAAUCAACUUAUUGUGUAACUGUCACAGCCACAGAUGCAGGUGACCCUCCCCUCAGUUCUUCAGUGAAUAUUACAAUUUCUGUAUUGGAUGUCAAUGACUCUCCACCUGUGUUUGAAGGUAAUCGAAAUGAAUCAGGGAGAAUAAUAUUCGAGAUUCUUGAAUCUUUUGGUCAAAAUCGCCUAAUCAAACAGUUCAUUGGACAAAUCAAUGCUACGGAUGCAGAUAAUGGCCCCAGUGGAACCCUAGAGUACUCUUUUAAACAAACCUCAGGUUUCUUUUGGCAAAACCACUCAGCAGCAAACUUUUGGAUAAGUCGGGGAGGGCAGCUUCAUGUCGACGGUAUUUUGGACCGUGAGAGUCUAUCUGAACACAAAUUUACCGUUGUAGUAACUGAUUCAGGGCCGUUACAUCAGCGUCUCACGUCUGAAAUCGGAGUUACUAUUCGCCUACAGGAUCAAAAUGACAAUGGACCCGUGUUCACUCGACCUACCUCUCUUACUAAAGGUCACAGCCCUAGUGUUGCUGCAGUAAACAUUAGUAAUAAUGCUGCAGUAAACUCAUCUGUAUUUAGGAUAUGUGCGAAAGAUGAAGAUUCUGAAGAAUACGCAAAAAUAAACUUUACUUUGCGUUGUGCACAGUACCUGAAACCCUUUUUCGGCAUCGGUCGAAUUGAUGUAUUUGGUGGCACUGAGGCAUGUACUGAUGUUAUUGUGAAAAGGUCACUGACAGAAAUCCUCCAAAGUAAUGCUCCUAAACAGAUGCUAACUCCGAUAGAACACCAACUUUAUGUAACAGUGAUGGAUUUAGGUGCACGUCAGUUCACCAAGACCGCACGAGUCCGACUCUUUGUUCGACACGAGCUCUUCUUAAAAGCCACGCGGGCACCUGAAAAAGAUUCCAGAAAAGUUCAAAAGAGUGGAACUGUUAUGAGGCAAGCGUGGACGCAUCACAUUGAAGAUCCAAGAAAGGGCUUGCCUGUUGUGCAUCAGGCACCAGGCGCAAAUUUUUCUGGAUCGCUGACAUCAGAAUCCUUCUCUUUUCCGGGACUCACGAAAGCAAAAUACCUGUUUAUCGUAGCUGCCGUCGUCUUCACAAUGUUUGUUAUAGCCUUGGGUCUCUUGGCAUUUCUCUUUCUUCGGGACUGUUUAUCUAAGGGACAAACGAUCCAAUUAGCAACUUCUGUUGAAGGGGUUCUAAAUUCGCAGCGGUACUGUGGUGGUGAGACGGCUCCGAUCACCUACACAGCGGAUUAUCUUGAAGGUAAGAUUUGUUUAUAG
Mesocestoides corti is the source of this 3051-nucleotide messenger RNA. Lineage: Eukaryota; Metazoa; Platyhelminthes; Cestoda; Cyclophyllidea; Mesocestoididae. The record is from the annotation of a GenBank genome assembly.